AUGGCUUCAAAUAUGACAUAUUGUUUUGGGAGUUUAUUUGAUGAAAUAAAUAAUUUCGAAUGCUUAAUUAGUCGUAUAAUAGGAUCGAUUAUACUAUUCGUAUCAAUUAUUUCACUAGUAUUCAAUAUUCGUUUCAUUUAUUGGUCAUUAUAUCAUCGACAUCUUCGAUUUCGUCAUUAUUCGUUAGUAUUAUCAAUGGUUUUAUCAUCCACAUCAGUAAUUAUUGUGAUAAUGCCAUCAGCAUUUAUUCAAUGUUUAUCUUGUCAUCGAUUGUGUUCAUCAUUUUACUGCCAAUUGGAAGGUUUUAUUUCAUAUUUAAAUGGUUGUGUUCAUAUGUUUACAUUAAUGAUGAUAUCAAUUAUCCGUUAUAUUACAGUUUUUCAAGUGAAUAUAGAAAACCGAUUUAUAGGUCAACAUUCAUAUUGGACUGUUAUAGUUUGUUGGCUACUUAGUCUUAUUUUUGCAUUACCACCAUUAUUCAGUUGGAAUAAAUAUAUACCAGAAGGAAUUGGUUUUCAUUGUGGAUUAAACUGGUUUGAUCGAUCACUUAGUUCACGUAUUUAUAUUAUAUUAGCUUUUGCAUUUAUUUAUUUUAUACCAUUAUUUUUAUUGUUAAUUAUUAAUUUAUAUGUUUACUGUAAAAUUCGAUCUUUACUUUAUGGUACAACAGAAGUAUCAAAAUCUAAUCUUUUAUUAAAUGUAUCUUAUCAAAAAUAUCAAUCAACUUCGUGUAGUUCAUCAUCAAAGAGUAGUUCAACAGCUAAAUGCGAAAAACUUGAUUUUCAUAUAGGAACGAAUCCAAUGAAUGAAUCUUCUCGAUUAGCUGUUCAUCAAACACGUACCUUUCGCGUGAAUUAUCUGAUGCGAUUAAAUCGUUUACAAGCUGAUCAACGCUUUGCUUUAGCAACAAUAUUUUUAGUUAGUGAGUAUUUACUUAGUUGGACACCAUAUGCUGUUAUGGCUUUAUUUUAUUUAUUUAAUUUAAAGUAUAUCAGUCAACAAUCAGUUUUAAUGACAAUAUAUGCAUUUAUUGCCAAAAUUUCAAUAAUUUUAAAUCCAUUUAUUUAUCUAGCAACAGUAAAAACUAAUGUAUUUAAAUCGAUAUUGUGGUGUAGUAAAUGUUCGUGUUGUUAUUAUCGAAUUAAAAGAAAUAGCUCAGUUGUAUAA
Messenger RNA from Rotaria sp. Silwood1, 1167 nucleotides. The record is from the annotation of a GenBank genome assembly. NCBI's taxonomy places the organism in Eukaryota, Metazoa, Rotifera, Eurotatoria, Philodinida, Philodinidae.